AUGAGACAAUUCUGCUAUCUGGUUCUGUGGGCCUGCUGCUCACCAGCAGCUGUAUUAAGCCUGAAUGAGCCUGUGCACGUUCUCAGCACCCCAGCAUACACUCUUCUGACACAAGGGCCUGACGCCACCAUCAGGAACCAGGUCGACAGUGUUGGGGACAGUACUCCUUUGCCUCCCACCUGGGACUCCAGCGGGCACACAGCAGAUUUCUUUGCAGACUGGAUGCAGACUGUGGCCCAGAACAAAACGGACCGCUGGGUGUGCGGGGAGCGGCUGCCCUUCUCCUCGGCAGGCCCACCAUGGCGCACCCCAGUGGAUAAGGUGGGGACUUGGAGACACUCCUACGAAAAGUCUGACGGCAAUCUGGUGACCCGACUUCUUAGCUGUGGAAGUGUGGCUGAGCAGUGGUCUCAGUUCCUCUACCGAGUGCUCCUUGAUGAGCAUGAUUUUUCCAAGUGGGGGAAGCAGGUGCUGCUGGUAGAAGACCCUCAUAAGCAAAUGUCUAGAAGCCACAAGGCAUGGCAUUCAACAAAAGCAGGCCUGGUGCACUGGCUCAUGCCAAGAGCAGAUGAUGGGGGCCAGGUGACAGAGAAACUAUCUGGGUUAGGUUGGCCUUGUCAUUUGCCGCCACCCCAGAGGGAUCUGCAGAGCUCGGCUGCUCGAACCUCCCGCUGUCCACAGGUGGCUCACAUUCGAUCCCACAAUUUGUUUUCUCCUCCUCAAGGGUGCAGCAAAACCGUCCAGACUGGACAGCGGCUGCAGAGCUCCCAGAAAUUAGAUACUUUACUGAAAACAUCGCCGAAUUCUUCCAGAAGGAAGUUGAUCCUGCGGACUGACAGUGAAGCCUGGCAAAGAUUUGUGGCUGUGGCUGGAUUGCCCAGAGAUGAAGCAGAUGCUCUCUAUGAAGCUCUGAAGACACUUACAACACAUGAGGAUAUUGACGACAAAGACAAGAGGCAAAAAGACCGGCAGUUUAGAGAGUGGUUUUUGAAAAAUUUUCCUCGACUCCGAAGGGAUAUUCAGGAGUCCAUAAGGGAGAUUUAUGCCCUUGCAGAUAGGAUUGCAAAGGUCCACAGAGACUCCACCAUCUCCAAUGUGGUGUCCUCCACCACUGGCACUGCCUCUGGCAUCAUGUCUAUUCUCGGCCUUGUUUUGGCACCAUUUACAGGAGGGACGAGUCUGGCCCUCACUGCAGCUGGGGCAGGGCUGGGAACACUGUCUGUUGUGGCUAGGUUCAUCACCAACGCCGUGGAGCACUCACACACAUCAUCAGCACAAGCCGAAGCCAGCAGGCUGUCUGGGACCAGCAUUGACAAACUGAAAGAAUUUAGUGAACUUAUGCAUGAAAUGACACCCAACUCGCGUUCCCGCGUUACUGAUUUUUAUAUAGCCACAGAAGUCAUUGGGGAGCAGGUCCGUGCCAUGAGGGGAGCCAGAGCCGGUGCCCAACACCCUAGGCAAACCUCAGCUCAAAAUAGUGCUGAUUUAGUCUUAACAAGUGGACCCACCAACUGGCUGGCAGGCAGAGGAGGCCGGAGUAAUACAGCCUCUACAGGCAUCCUGCUCGUGCUGGAGGUGGUCAACCUUGUGUACAAGUCAAAGCACUUGCUUGAGGGGGCAAAUUCACAGUCAGCGGAGCAGCUGAGGCAGCAGGCUCAGAUGCUAGAGGCAAAUCUAAAGGUGCUCUCUCAGCUCUAUCGGCAUCUGAACCUAUAAUGUAGUGGGGAACUCCAGAGCAGUGUGGCCACAAGGGGAGACGAGCUGAACACAGGCCAGGACAAAAUGCACACAUUUUAUUAGAGGGAUAAGGAGGGGGAGGCAAAGUCAAUGGAACUGAGUGUUAGGGACUUUGGCAUUUCUGUAGCUGAGCACAGCAGGGGAGCGGUUAAUGCAGAUGGCAAGUGUGCCAAAGAGAAGGCAGGAACGCCGGAGCCUGGAAUCAGGGAAAAGAGUGGACUGGAUAGUGUGGGGAAUGGGAAGAAACAGUUUGCUUUAGGCUAAAGAGUACAUGGGGGGAGGAAUAGAGGGGAGGCAUGCAGGAACAACCAAUGAGGAGGCCAGGAAGAGAAAGAGCCAAAAUGCAGACCUGCCCAUUCGUUCAAUGUUUUUCUAAGAAUGAAGCCUUUCCCUGGCAAUGGGCUCCCACCCUGUCUCUCCAGCAUCCACUCCCCCUUGUCCUUCCGGGGUGUGUCUCAGUUAGACAGGGCCUUCUUGGUGGUGGUUGUAGUGUGAUGGGUCCCCUUUUAGGUUAUUUAAGGGUGUAUGUCCCCUGCUUGAACCCUGAAAGCCAGGUAAUGAGCCAUGGCCAUGGUCCCCAGCUGAGGACCAGGUGCCUCUGAGAAUCUAAACAUCCUGGAGAACAUGAGAGACAACAAGAAAAAGUGGCUCAUACACGGUAGGCAAAGAGCGGGAAAGUCAACUGAAAAGCAGUUUGGAGACCGAAGGCGGAAUGGAUCUCUAGAGCCGUCCUGCUGAGCGCCCUGUGUGGACGUCCUAAUAAACUCACCUGCUGGCCAAGCUG
Callithrix jacchus (white-tufted-ear marmoset) is the source of this 2521-nucleotide messenger RNA. The record is from RefSeq and is a predicted model, not a curated record. NCBI's taxonomy places the organism in Eukaryota, Metazoa, Chordata, Mammalia, Primates, Cebidae.